AUGGGUUUUGCUAGUAACAAGAGUUUCUAUGAUACUGUGGUUAAUUAUGGCAUGAGAAAGUCUGAUCAUUCUGUGUUCCCUCAUGAUUAUUGGAACUCUAUUGUUCUUAAUCACCCUUCAACUUUUGAUUCUAUAGCAAUGGAGCCAGAGAUAAAAGAUUUGAACUUGCUUUUUUUGGGGAGGAAAGAAUAUUAUAAGAGAGUUGGGAAGGUUUGGAAAAGAGGAUACCUUCUGUACGGACCACCAGGUACGGGGAAAUCAAGCUUGAUAGCUGCCAUGGCUAACUAUCUAAGGUUUGACUUGGAUUUGGAAGAAGUGCAAUGCAAUUCAGAUCUUAGGAAGUUGUUGAUUGGGACAGGAAGCAAGUCAAUUUUGGUCAUUGAAGACAUUGAUUGCUCUGUUCAAUUGCACAAUAGGGAAGAUGCUCAUGGAACCAAUGUCGAUGAUAAAUUUCUAAUUAAGGUUACUCUGUCGGGGCUACUAAAUUUCAUUGAUGGAUUGUGGUCGAGUUGUGGAGAAGAAAGAAUAGUGAUAUGCACAACAAAUGACAAAGAACGUCUUGACCCUGCAUUGUUGAGACCUGGUAGAAUGGACUUGCACAUUCACAUGUCAUAUUGCUCUUUCACUGCUUUCAAGACACUGGCUUCUAACUACUUAAGAAUUCAGAACCAUCAUCAUCCUAUGUUUGAUGACAUACAAGGUUUGUUGGACAAGGUUAAUGCAACACCUGCUGAGGUUGUAGGAGAGUUGAUGAAGAGUGAAAAUGUGAACAUUGCACUCAAAGGCCUCAUCAACUUCCUCCAAAGCAAGCACAAUACUUCCAAAUAA
Molecule: messenger RNA, 828 nt
Organism: Arachis stenosperma
Lineage: Eukaryota; Viridiplantae; Streptophyta; Magnoliopsida; Fabales; Fabaceae
Product: AAA-ATPase At5g17760-like
Exons: 5
Coding region: 1-828 (275 amino acids)
Molecular function (GO): ATP hydrolysis activity; ATP binding
Source: RefSeq, a predicted model, not a curated record